This is a messenger RNA of Durotheca rogersii, 1746 nucleotides long. RefSeq names its product Deoxyhypusine synthase. The transcript is spliced from 4 exons. Gene Ontology annotation, biological process: peptidyl-hypusine biosynthetic process. Gene Ontology annotation, cellular component: cytoplasm. Gene Ontology annotation, molecular function: deoxyhypusine synthase activity. The record is from RefSeq and is a predicted model, not a curated record. The coding region runs from base 370 to 1440 and encodes 356 amino acids. NCBI's taxonomy places the organism in Eukaryota, Fungi, Ascomycota, Sordariomycetes, Xylariales, Xylariaceae.
CGUAACUCAUAACCUCGUAUGUAACCUGUGUUACGCAUUAAAAUCUUAUCUUAUUACUCAACCACCCCACCUACUGACAUUCUGAAUACCUUCACCAGAUUCCCGAUGUCAACUUCUAACGAAUUGACUGUCAAAAGAGGAACGGGCUAACAAGAAUCCGAGACGUCAAACAAAAAUCGGCGCCACAUCUUUCACACUGUGGGAUCCCUUCCCUCUAUGGGGAUGUAUGGAGCAUCGCCCGACUCCUGGGGACAUACUUGCGCACAAGUUGUCGAGGGCAGUGCCAUAAACCUCAUCGGGUCUUAGCCUGUUAUUCAAGAGGAACUGCGGUGCUUGCUACAGCAAGUACGCACGCCGUCUUCCAUCAUCAUGUCGACACAAGCCUCGAAUCCAAAUUUGCCGCCCGUAGAGGCGACAAAAGCCGUGCUGGUCCCGUCUGACGAAAUACCCGAGGGGACACAGAAAGUAGAGGAGAUUGACUUCAACGCUUUCAAGGGACGGCCUAUAACUGUCGAUGAUGUGGUUGAAGGUAUGAAGCACAUGGGUUUCCAAGCAUCUUCUUUGGCCGAGGCAGUACGGAUUAUCAAUGAUAUGCGGGCAUGGAGGGACCCCGAAACAGGUGAAAAGACAACCAUAUUCCUUGGAUAUACCUCCAACAUGAUCUCUUCGGGGCUGAGGGGAAUAUUUCGGUACCUCGUAGAGCACAAGCACGUGUCCUGCAUCGUCACGACGGCCGGGGGCAUCGAGGAAGACUUUAUCAAGUGUCUCGGCGAUACGUACAUGUCUUCGUUCAGCGCAAAGGGCGCCGAGCUGCGGGCCAAGGGCCUCAACCGGAUAGGGAAUCUUAUGGUCCCCAACGCGAAUUACUGCGCCUUCGAAGACUGGGUCGUGCCCAUCCUAGACAAGAUGCUCGAGGAGCAGGAGGCGAGUAAAGGUUCACAAGAGGAGAUCAACUGGACGCCAUCCAAGGUGAUACAUCGGCUAGGUAGAGAAAUAAAUGAUGAGAGAUCGGUAUACUACUGGGCAUACAAGAACGACAUCCCGGUAUUCUGCCCCGCCUUGACCGACGGCAGCCUAGGGGACAUGCUAUACUUCCACACGUUCAAGGCGUCGCCGAGGCAGCUAAAAAUCGACAUAGUAGAGGAUAUUCGACGUAUUAAUACUAUAUCUGUGCGGGCAAAGCGAGCCGGCAUGAUUAUAUUGGGUGGCGGGGUCGUCAAGCACCACAUCGCGAACGCCUGCUUGAUGAGAAACGGCGCCGAGUCUGUCGUCUACAUCAAUACCGCCCAGGAGUUUGAUGGCAGCGACGCCGGAGCUCGGCCGGACGAAGCCGUGUCCUGGGGGAAAAUCAAAGUCGGGGCAGACCAUGUCAAGGUGUAUCUGGAGGCAUCUGCGUGUUUCCCAUUCAUCGUCGCCAGCACCUUUGCUAAAGACGCAUAAGAUCAUAGAUUAUACACACAUAUCCUGCAUAGGAAACCUAGGUGUUAGCAGUGAUAUUUUUAAAGCCAGAUCCAAAUCCCGCCCGGAGACUGAUACGAGUACCAAGAUGUUGUAACAAUGCUUCCGGCUCUAUAGAGUGAAGAACCUUGCACAUGGGUUUCGAGAUAUAGAUCUCCGUGAGCCUUAUACGUACCCGGCCUGCCGUACUGCUGACCUACUUCGACCAGCAUCCGCUGGCUUUUUGGCGUAAGAACUCCGGACUGCCCCAGGAAGCCGGGUGGCCUCCCUUCCCCCCUCCCCUCCCCC